AUGUACCCGCGCCUGGCGCUGGCCGCGAGCCCCGGCCGGGCCCCCUUCGCCGAGCCGGGCGCCUUCCUGCCGGGCGCCGGCGCCCCGAUGUUCGCGCCGCCGCGCGCGCCCCCCGCGCUGCCCUACCUGCCGGGCUGCGAGCCGCGCCCGCAGCCGCCCGCGCUCGCCGCGCACGCGGCCUGGGCCCCCGCGGGCCCCGCGGACGCCGCCUUCGGGCCGGGCAGCGCGCAGCCGCCCGGGGCCCCCGCGUUCCCCUUCGCGCACGGCUCCCCGGGCCCCGGCGGCGGCGGCGGGGGCGGCGCGGGGCCCCGGGACGGCGCCGCCUACCCGGGGUCGCUGCUGCCCCGGGAGCCGUACCCGGCGCUGGGGCGGCCCGCGGGCGCCUCGUACCCCACGACCUACCCGGCCUACGGGAGCCCCGACGUGGCUCCGUCCUGGGCCGCCGGACCCCUCGACGGGCUGCACGGCCUGCAGGGCCACCCGGCCGCCCUCGCGGGCCGCAGGGCGGCCUUCGUGUCCGACUUCUUGGAGGAGUUCCCGGGUGAGGGCCGGGAGUGCGUCAACUGCGGGGCCCUGUCCACGCCGCUGUGGCGCCGCGACGGCACCGGCCACUACCUGUGCAACGCUUGCGGCCUCUAUCACAAGAUGAACGGCGUCAACAGGCCGCUAGUGCGGCCACAGAAGCGGCUGUCCUCCUCCCGCCGCAGUGGCCUCUGCUGCUCCAACUGCCACACGGCCACCACCACGCUCUGGCGGCGCAACGCGGAGGGCGAGCCGGUGUGCAACGCCUGCGGCCUCUACAUGAAGCUGCACGGGGUGCCACGGCCACUGGCAAUGAAAAAAGAAAGUAUUCAGACGCGGAAACGGAAGCCCAAGAACACAGCCAAGACCAAGGGCUCCUCAGGAUCCACAGCGAACAUGACAGCUUCCCCGUCUGCCGUCCCCAGCACAGACAGCUCAGCCGCCACUUUGAAAACAGAGGCCAGCCUGGCGUCCCCCACGUGUUCCGGGCCCAGCAUGACCUCCCAGGCAUCCGGCCAGGUGGAGGACCCCCUGGCCCCCAGCCACCUGGAGUUCAAGUUUGAGCCCGAGGACUUUGCCUUCCCAUCCACAGCCCUGGGCCCUCAGGACGGCCUUGGAGGGGCCCCGCGCCAGGACGCCUGGUGUGCUCUGGCCUUGGCCUAGGACCCCGUCAAACUAGCACUGGUGCAGCAUCCCCAGAGCAGCCCACAUCCACCCCUGCACCUGCCUCACUCCAGCACAGCAGAGACCACCAGGCCCACGGGAGAGCCAACCUCCCAAAGGAGCCACAAGUUCCACAGCGUGGCACUUUGUGAACUAACCAGAGCAAGAAGAUGGUUGAGGAAAGGGCUUGCGGCCCACAUGGACAGCUAGGGGCUCCCCAAGCCCUGCAGAAGCCUCUCUGCUGCCCUCAGCCACUUGAACUCUUGCUCCCGCUCACCAUCCACACUGUUCCAGGUUGUGGUAGGUGUCCAAGCAAAACAAAACCCGAGGCAAGGAAGGCAACAAGGUGAGGGGUGGACACAGGCCUCCUCGAACCCCAAGGUCCCCACGUUGGCUGGAGGGAGCCAUGGUGCAGAGUGCUGGCCCUUCAAAGGGUCAGGAGGGCCAGGCAUGUGUGCAGGUUGCACACAGAACUGGACAUCACCCUCAAGGGAACGCCGUCCACCUUGCAAUCAUCAUGAACUUGUGUAUUUAUUUCGAUGUUUAUUCCAGAGAAGGCCGUGAAGGGCCUUGUUCUGAUAGAACCCUUUUGCCGUGACCAUUGCUGGCAGGUAGCAGAAAGCAUCUGCAGGCCUUGUUGAGCCCCACGCAGAGUUUGGGGGUUGCAGUGGAGGUGGCAGGGCCUCAGAGCUAGCUCAGCUGGGACUGUCAGUCAGGCUGCUUUCCCAGCAGACCCCUCCCGCAGCAGCCUGGUCCUCCAGCUCUGUCUCUGGGCUGGAGCUUAGCUGCGGAGGACCUGA
Dipodomys spectabilis (banner-tailed kangaroo rat) is the source of this 1985-nucleotide messenger RNA. RefSeq names its product GATA binding protein 5 (gene Gata5). Gene Ontology annotation, cellular component: nucleus. The coding region runs from base 1 to 1185 and encodes 394 amino acids. NCBI's taxonomy places the organism in Eukaryota, Metazoa, Chordata, Mammalia, Rodentia, Heteromyidae. The transcript is spliced from 6 exons. Gene Ontology annotation, biological process: cell fate commitment; positive regulation of transcription by RNA polymerase II; negative regulation of transcription by RNA polymerase II. The record is from RefSeq and is a predicted model, not a curated record. Gene Ontology annotation, molecular function: DNA-binding transcription factor activity, RNA polymerase II-specific; zinc ion binding; RNA polymerase II cis-regulatory region sequence-specific DNA binding.